UCAAGUUUUUUUUUUCUUUUUGAGAUUUUCAAGGGUUGACAAAUAUGACCAAGAUUAUAUAAUGUUGAAGUAAAAUUUAUGUCCCAGUCUUGGCAGGGGAGCCAGCCUAAUUUUGGAAUGGUUUAUUAUUUUUAAAGUGUCUAGAAGGAUCUAAUGUCAAGUUAAAACGGUGUGAAUAAGUGCAUGCAGGAUUCCUAAGAACAAGAGAGAAAAAAAUACGAAAACGUGGGGAUAGAGGAAAACAAUACUGGUAUGAUUGUGAGUGGACGAGGACAGAGAACGCUGCGAAGAAGGAUCAAUACACGUAAUGGAGAGAGAGAGGAAAGCAUGAUACAGUUUGAAGAAGGAGAUAGCACGGGAAAGAUUGCCUGUUAAACAAUAACUGUGGGUAUGAUGAAUCAGGAACAAUGCGUUGUAGAAUCAACUUCCGUUUCUACAUUCUACUUCUGUGUGCUGUAUAUUUCACGAUGCUGUACAUAUUCCACGGGAACUUGCAGUCCGAAGGAAAAAGCCGGACUUGGGACAAGCAGGCUGUACUUGCCGAGUUUGAAACAGCCUUCUUGAAAAUUAAAUCGCCAAUUGAUAUAAAGAGGAAAGUUUUAGAAUCACAACAGGAAGUAUUCGAUACUACAGCUCUGAAACAUGCAAAACAAAUUAAUACACCAAGAAGAACGACAGAAGGCUCUAAAAAGAAGGAUACUGUCGUUCCAGUCAGCAUUAACAAAAUUCAAAGCAUUCCAAAUAAUGUGUUGAAAUCAUCUAAUUGUUGUAUACCAGCUUUAACUGCAAAUAGAUCUUUUCAAGCAUUAGAACCCUCGUUUUAUGUCUAUUCAGCGUAUUUAGACAAGAGAUACAGUGAUAAGUUUGUUCGGAUAAUGGCGGUGCUAGCAUUAAAUAAAGCCAAUCGUCGUUUGACAGUUUUCUGUAAUUUUAGAAAUAACAAUGGUUCUGAAACCAAAACAACUGCCAUAUUUUAUGAACUUUGCGAGAAUCAUGGACGGACUUAUGGUGGUUUUGUUUUGUCUUGCCCUAUCCCUGAUGAGGAUAUUUGUCAGGUGAACGUUUCGGUGCAGAUUGAAGCAGUGAAGCGGUUUUAUGUUGUUCCGGAAACUGUUCCAGUCCAUCUACGGGUAUCACGGUUAAUACCGCCAACCUUAACAAAUUCAGUUCGUGAACGACGUGACAAUAAAAUGAGUGGUGCUUUGAUUAACACACCUUAUACUUUUAGCAUUUGCGUCCCGCCACUUUUUGGCGAUAUUGAUGUUAGUAGAUUUGUUGAAUUUAUAGAACUUAACAGAAUACUAGGAUUUCAGCAUUUUAUCUUUUAUAUUUCAACUAUAAAAAAUCCAGACAUGUUUAAAGUCUUAGAUUACUAUAAGGCAAUUGGUAUAGUAACUUUGAUAGAAUGGACUCUGCCGUCGGUUAUACAUAAUGGACAGAUUUGGUAUAAUGGGCAACUUAGUGCCCACAAUGAUUGCAUGUAUAGGUCAAUGUCUCUCACACAAUAUCUUGCCAUCAUAGAUCUAGAUGAAUUCAUCGUUCCCCACAAUGGGGACGCAACUCUUACAAACCUCAUUCCAAAGCUUUUUGGGGACAAUGUAUGUGGCCUCAGCUUUCAUAGUGCAUUUUACGACAAGAAAUUUUCUAAGAGUAAAUCAACCAGUAAAUUAUUGACAGCUAGACACACUGGCAGAAGUGCAAUAUUUAGUAAAGUGCGAACAAAAGUACUUGUGAAACCUUCGAAAAUAUUCGAAGUUGGAAUUCAUCAUAUCAGUAAACCUGCGGGGGAAGAUUUGAAAGUGGAAAAGGUCGACACUUCAGUUGCAUAUCUUCAUCAUUACAGGGACUGUGUGCCAAACUAUGGCAUGAAGUGUAAGGAGUUUGUUGAGGAUAACACAUUGCUCAAUGUUACGUCACAGUUAGAGGACAAUGUUAGUAAAGUUCUUGAAACAGUAUUUGAGGAGCAAAUGAAGAAACAAAAAGAUAACGUCAAAAUUAUGUCUAAAAUAUAAUGUCUGUUCUAAAUAUCUUGUUUAUGUUGAUGGAAAUGUUUUAGAGUAAUCUCAACCUUCCUGUUGUUUGAUAAAUAUUUAAUGUGUUUUUGUUCUAGAAGUUGCAAAAAAAACAGAAAUCUUUAUAAAAUAUGUCCUUUAGAAAUACAUUCCACAACUGCCAAUAUUUUAUUCUAGAAAUUAUGGAAAAACAAAGUGAAAAUUUUGAGAUUUAGGGUUAUUAAAUCUAGAU
Ruditapes philippinarum (Manila clam) is the source of this 2244-nucleotide messenger RNA. Its product is annotated as beta-1,4-galactosyltransferase galt-1-like. Bases 408 to 2012 code for a protein of 534 amino acids. The transcript is spliced from 3 exons. NCBI's taxonomy places the organism in Eukaryota, Metazoa, Mollusca, Bivalvia, Venerida, Veneridae. The record is from RefSeq and is a predicted model, not a curated record.